This is a messenger RNA of Andrographis paniculata, 1264 nucleotides long. RefSeq lists its product as uncharacterized. The transcript has 4 exons. Lineage: Eukaryota; Viridiplantae; Streptophyta; Magnoliopsida; Lamiales; Acanthaceae. The coding region runs from base 138 to 1100 and encodes 320 amino acids. The record is from RefSeq and is a predicted model, not a curated record. Gene Ontology annotation, biological process: positive regulation of DNA-templated transcription; regulation of transcription elongation by RNA polymerase II. Gene Ontology annotation, cellular component: super elongation complex. Gene Ontology annotation, molecular function: transcription elongation factor activity.
UUACGCCUAAAUUAGGUUUCCAAUUUCAAUUGGCAUUUCAAUCAUUUCACAGGCGAAUGUUAAUGGAGUAGAGAAACUCCAUCCCAAUCGCUUUGAACAGGAAUAUUCUCGUGAAUUCGUUACCGAAAUCGAUAGGGAUGGCAGGAAUUAACAAUUCUAACGAGCCAAGCACAGCUCCUCAAGCCGAUCGAUGGUAUGAUUUAACCCUAGGCUCCUCCUUCAAGGAUCUGAAUCCUUCCAGAUUCUGCACUUUUCGCUAUGAGUUCAAGCCAGCUUCUAUAGACAAGAAUCAGCGGGGCACGUUGCAUAAGAGUAAGGACAAUAAGGUGACUGUAGAGUUUCAUAACAUCCAACCGGGGAAGCCCAAGGUGACAUUUGAAGGCAGUAGUGAGGAUUACAAGGAUAAUGAUGCUGUUCUUUUCUUUGACGGGGAAUCCUUUCGGUUAGAACGGUUGCACCGUGCUGUUAAGCGAUUGAGGCAUAACAGGUCGCUGGGUGAAUCCACAGGAACUGCUCUAGGACACUCUGAUGCUAGUUCUCCUCCGGUCGGGAAAGUGGCUAAGCAUCAGCCUGUGAAUAAGGAUUUGUUCCCUGCAGUGCCUGUUGAAGUUGAACGAAUCGAGAUUGGGGAUUUCAAAAGCUCGGAUGCAAAACCGCGGCAAGAGAAGACCGUGGAGUAUCCUCCUCCACCACCGGGAAACUCAUCGAACCCCUCACCAUCCCCAAAGAACGACGACCAAGACGAGCAUUUGGACAUUAUGAACGACGACGAUGACAAUGGCAACGAAGUCGAUAUUGGUGGUAGCAUCGAGGUGAAGGAACUGAAUUUCGACAUCAACGAACCGCACCCAACUUAUUCGGAAGACGAAAUCGCCGACGUCGAUGUCAGCGACGACGAAGGCGACAAGGGACCGAAUGCUGCAGAAGCCCUCAGAGCCCAAGUUGCGGGAGAAAGAGACGGCGGCGAGACUUCGAGCUCCAGCGGCAGCAGCGGGAGCGAAAGCAGCGGCAGCGGGAGCGGCACCGGCAGCAAGAGCGCCAGCAGCAGCAGCAGCAGCGACAGCGAGAGCAGCGACGCGGAUUCUGUUACAUCGGUUUGAAAAUGAAAAAGGUGCGUUUGGAUUUUAAACGUUUUAGAUGGAAAAUAAGUUUUGGACGUGAUGUUUUUUGUUUGUGACCGAAAAUGCAAACAAACACACAUAAACUAAAGUCUCCGGGAUCUUUCGGGGGAGUUCUUGUUCAUUGGUUUCUAUUUUUUCUGUUC